Molecule: messenger RNA, 599 nt
Organism: Camelina sativa (false flax)
Lineage: Eukaryota; Viridiplantae; Streptophyta; Magnoliopsida; Brassicales; Brassicaceae
Source: RefSeq, a predicted model, not a curated record
ACCGUAGGAGCAAGACCGAACCCUCCUCAACUCAUUUUGGAAGAAAACAACAAGAAAGACCCACCAAAACCCGAGGAGAACGGCGCCAACAGUCUCACUAAGUCCCGAGUAGACAAUGAGUUACUUAUGAUAAAAGGUAUGACAGCUCAAGAAGCUGCAGAAGCUGCAGCAAGAGCAGUUGCAGAGGCAGAAUUUGCUAUCACAGAGGCCGAAGAAGCAGCAAAAGAGGCAGAAAGAGCAGAAGCUGAAGCUGAAGCUGCUCAGAUCUUUGCUAAGGCAGCCAUGAAAGCUUUGAAGUUCAGGAUCCGUAAUCAUACUUGGUGAAACAGAAAGAAACAACCAUCUCGGGGAAGUUCUCUAACAGAGCAAGCCAUAAAUAUAUAUACAUAGGGGUUUUAACGGUUUCUUAUUUCAGUGUUGGGAGAUAUCUCAUCACCUGCAGAGUUUAAAAGUUGUCAUACCUUUCUGCUCUUUUUUUUUGGUUAGUAGCAAUGUAAAUCCGCAGUUUGAUCACAUAUAUGUUCUUUUCUCCGAGUCUCUGAGAUUCUGUAAAACUGGUCUUUUAUUAUAUGUGGAUGAUCUGUUAAGUAACCUUGAAA